This is a messenger RNA of Aethalodelphis obliquidens (Pacific white-sided dolphin), 5028 nucleotides long. RefSeq names its product islet cell autoantigen 1 like (gene ICA1L). The record is from RefSeq and is a predicted model, not a curated record. Gene Ontology annotation, cellular component: Golgi apparatus. Lineage: Eukaryota; Metazoa; Chordata; Mammalia; Artiodactyla; Delphinidae. The transcript is spliced from 13 exons. Gene Ontology annotation, biological process: regulation of transport. The coding region runs from base 517 to 1965 and encodes 482 amino acids. Gene Ontology annotation, molecular function: protein domain specific binding.
GAGGAGGCGGGGGACCUGGGCUCCGGGCUCGGGACUCAGAAGAGGAGCCGAGAAUUCCCCCCACUUCCCCACGCCUCGGAGGUCUCCCACUCAGUACCUUAUACCGAUGUUCUGACCGGUUUGGUGUUUGUCAUUAAAUGAAGAGGAAUUCGGGAAAGGAGGAACAGAGAGGGUCCCGGAGUUUCUUCAAGAACCGGCCGAGAGCCGUGGCUCCCGCGGGGUUACGCGAGAGCCUGAACGGAGUGAACGCGGACGCCGGGGCAGAGGCGCCGAGGGCAGUGCGGCUUUUGCGCUCGCCAAGCCGCGGGGUUUAAAUCUCCCGCCUUCCGCAGCCGGAGCCCGACACCUCCACGCUCUGGUGCGGAGGGGCACCGGCUGCGGGUGCGGCUCGGCAGCGGCGCAGGGCUCGCGAGCGGCGGCAGCGGUAACGGGCGCCGGGACCGACCUCCGAGCUGCCGAACGCGACCCGAGGCGGCGGAGGACCGGCGCGUCGCGGCUCCGGCGUCGAGUCACUCCAUGGAUUUUUUUGGGCAACCCAGACCAGAAGAUAACCAGUCAGUAGUCAGCAGAAUGCAAAAGAAAUACUGGAAAACCAAACAGGUCUUCAUCAAAGCAACCGGGAAAAAGGAGGAUGAGCACGUAGUGGCAUCUGAUGCUGAACUGGAUGCUAAACUUGAGGUUUUUCACUCCAUUCAAGAGACAUGCACUGAACUUCUGAAGAUAGUUGAGAAAUAUCAGCUAAAACUCAACGUUAUAUCGGAGGAAGAAAACGAACUAGGGCUCUUUUUAAAGUUCCAAGCAGAACGGGAUACAACUCAGGCUGGCAAAAUGAUGGAUGCCACUGGCAAGGCACUCUGUUCUUCAGCCAAGCAAAGAUUGGCUCUGUAUACUCCCCUGUCUCGUCUUAAGCAAGAAGUAGCAACAUUCAGUCAAAGGGCAGUAUCUGAUACCUUGAUGACUGUCAAUCGGAUGGAGCAGGCGCGCACAGAAUAUAGAGGAGCUCUGCUGUGGAUGAAAGACGUGUCCCAAGAACUGGACCCAGACACCUUAAAACAAAUGGAAAAGUUCCGAAAAGUACAGAUCCAAGUGAGAAAUAGCAAAGCUUCUUUUGACAAGUUAAAGAUGGAUGUUUGUCAGAAAGUGGAUUUACUUGGAGCUAGUCGCUGCAAUAUGUUGUCUCAUUCACUCGCUACCUACCAGAGGACACUGCUUGGAUUCUGGGAGAAAACAGCUCGAAUGAUGUCCCAAAUCCAUGGGACCUGUACUGGCUUUCAUCCGUGUGAUUUUGUAGCUCUCAAGCAACUACAAGGCACUCCAGUCAAGCUUACUGAAGACCACAAGGAAGAACGAAUAGAAGACAGUUCUCUCCCGGAAAACCUCAAUAAGUUAGUUUUCUCAGAUGAGGAAGUGAGCUUGGGAAGUGAACCAGCAACUGAAGAUCACAAGGAAAAACAUUCUGGAAUAAGAGAAUUUGGAGCACCUCAGUUUUCUAACUCUGAAAAUGUUGCGAAAGAUGUACCAGUAGAUUCAUUGGAAGAUGAUUUUGAGAAGGAAUUCUCAUUUCUGAACAGCCUCCUAAGUCCUGGUUGUUGGAGUGCUAGUGAAUUUUCCCAGGAAUGCCAGGCUGUCUUUGGGAGCCCCAAGGCCAGUCUUACAUCCCAGGAGCCUUCUGGGGGGUCUGAGCCUCUUGCUCACUCCUCAGGAUUCCUUCCUUCACAACUCUUCGACCUUGGCCUUCAUGCUGCUGGAGCUUUCAACAGCUGGGCCUCCCAAGGGGGAUUAGAACUUCCUCUUUCACACAUUGAUAACCAGUCAGUGCCUUCACAGAGUCCAAAGAAAUUAACAAAAUCUCCCAACAGUGGUAACCAAGACAUGUCAGCCUGGUUCAAUCUAUUUGCAGACUUGGAUCCGCUUUCAAACCCAGAUGCUAUUGGACACUCAGAUGAUGAACUUCUUAAUGCUUGACUGAAGUUAUGAUGCCACUUCGAUGGCCUUGAGACACCAAUUUUGCAACUUAACUGCCUUUGUGGAAAGGAGUUUAUGUUGUCACCCAUAUACGAAAACCUUGUGUUUGCAAGGUUAGACAGAUGGAAAGGACCACGUUUUAAUACAUUAUCUCUUUAAUAUCUUGGAUUUGCAGCUGUUGAUAAUAUAUGGAAAAUAUUAGAAACUAUUGAGUCUGAAAUACAUACCAAAAGUUAGUUCAAAAAUAACAGCUAGGAAUAAUUAUCAGUAGGAGUUGUGUUUAUCUGUUUGGAAAGCCUUUUAUGUAUAAGUUGCCUUGCUGGCUGUGAGAAUUCUGUAUCUAGAGAAAGGACAGCAUGUAAACUGGGUUGUGAUUGGGGGUUGGUUUUUAAAUAAAACGGUGGCAGGGGGAAUUCUCUGUUGUGGAAAAUAGCACUAGAACCAGACCAGUUUUUUCUUUAGUUAGAAAGGUAGAAUAAGAUUUGAGAACUCAAUUUGCUUCAGUGAAAUCACAGAGAAACUUGGUGCUUGUUUUCUCCACUUGGAAGCUAAAAUGUAAUAUUCCUUAGUUUUUUUCCUUCAUACAAAAUCAUGGACACCCCCCGAUUUCAUUAUUGAAUUUUCUUGGGGAAGUAGCAGGAUGAUUUAUUUGCUAAGAAGUCCAUCCUUUGCAUAAACAGAAAAACCUCUCUUCCCAUUUUAUAAACCACAAGAAUGUCCAUCCUCUGGUGGUACUUCAGACAUUGUCCAAGUGUCUUCAGGCUUGAUUCUUCACACAUUGCUACUACAAUGUACUGUAUUCAUAUGCUUCCUGAAAGAAAAUGAGGGGAGGAUACUCCCUGAGCAACUGGCAGUAGUGUUCCUGAAAUGACCCAGAAACUUCUAUCUGAAUGAGGAAAAAGAAUUCUAAUUAACUUACCCUCGUACAGAUUUGCAAUACUUACUACCCCCACAUUUCUUGACAUGAUUUAACCCAGAAUGCUUUCUGGCAAAGUUACAGAAAGCUCUAUACCAUCAGUAAGGGAGUGUUUUUCCACUUUUCUGUGGGUGACAUCAUCUGAGGCUCUAUUUGAUUACUAAGGACAAACUUACCCUUAAAAGGUUUAGAGUCUAAGUAUUGGAAGGAAGGCUAUUUAAUGAAGUUAGCAUAAGCUAAUGAAAACAUAGCCACUGUAUACACACAGUCACUCAGUUUCCUAUUCUUUUUUCCCAUCCACCCUUUAGUUCUGAGGCAGUUCACCAGGUGUCUUGUUUGUCAUCCAGUCCAUUGCAUCUGCAUAAGAAAACAUUUUAACUAAGACGUUCACAGUAGUUUUCAUUGUACUCCUAGUUCUAAACAGGCUUAAUUAUUAUUUACAAGAGAACUGCUUGUAAUCUCUGAGUCUCUGUAUACAGAAAAACAUUUUUUAGGAAUGGACUAGGGCAGAUAAAAUGCAGUCCACUUCCCAUCCACAACAGUCUGGCCUAACUACAGUCUGAACUGCCCACAAGCUAUUUAGAAAACCACAACUGUGGUCAAGUAGUGUGUAGGCUGGAAAGACCGUAUCUGAGGGUCAGAAACAUGGACUUAAGGUUAUGUAAAUCCUUCCUUAAAAUAUUUUCACACGCUUAUUCCUAUUUCUUUACUUGGUUAACCAUUAAGAAGCAUUUUGUAACUCUCCCUUUUUAUUCAGUUUAAUGCCCCAGAAUGCAAUACUGUCUUUGUUCCACCAAAAUUCAAUCACCAGGGGUUAUAAUUAUGAAUCACUAUCUAAAUUCUAUACCCAUGGUUGCUCUGUGCUUUCAACUUUGAAGUAUCUCAGAAAAUGUUAAUUUUAUGUCUUGCGUUUUUGCCAUUUUUCUUUCAUUUUCACUAAUGCAUUAGUUCAAAAAUAUUUGUAUCGCUUCCUCACAUGCAUGCAGAGCAGUCCUUGUUAUUUCAUGUAAACAAAGACACUCAACGCAGAGGAAAAUCACUAGUCUCUCCAGGCCCAAAUCCUAGACCAUGAAUGUGAAGGGGAUACUAACCCCAAUUUUCCAAGAGCAAAGGUUAUCAAAAAAUAGAAACAUACAAGGAUUUUUAUUCUUCAGUUCUUAAUUUCUCUAACAUUUUCGCUUUCAACAGAGUAUGUAGUUGCUUGUUUAGCCUCAGAGCAACAUUAACUGCCUUAGCAAGUCUAGUUAUAAUUUCAGCAAGUCUGACUGCAUUUUUGAAGUGCACAUUUAAAACUUUGCUAUUAAAAUGAAGGUAACUAUUCACAUUUUCUCAAGAUUAUUUGAAGCUCAGUCAUUAAUUUAAGGUCCAGAAACAGAAAUUUGGCUAUAUUACACCUAAAAUAGGUAUAAUAGGAAAGCUAAAAUAAAAGACAAACUAAAAUAAGAAACCAAGCACAUAUUCAGUAGGGAGUGACAGGAAGGACAGGAUAAACAGAGAACAGAAAAGUGAUCAGUUGCUUCCUGGUUAAAUCUAGAAUAACCAUUCAAUAAGAAGUAUAUUAAUUAACCUUAACCAAGGGUGGGCUGAGAACAACUCUUUCAAAUAGAUGGAUGCUUUUUAUAUUAAAUGGGGGGAAAUAGCUAUGUUAUACUUUUUAAUACCAAAUAAGAAUGCAUUUAAACUUAGAAGAGCCCCAGAAGAACUAAAAAUUUGCCUAAUCUUUCUUCAGCCACUUUAUAAGAGAGGCAGGAAUACCAGGGCAGAUUAAGAUCAAAUUGGUAUAACUUUGUAUUUUUUGAAAUCUUUCAUUAAUUGUAAAACAUAACUGAUGUGAUUAGAAACAAACUGUAUUUUAACGAAACAGGUUUCGGUAUUUGCACAAUGAAAAAGUGUUUGUAUUUCAACUAUGGAUAUUUCACAUAGCUAUCUUUAUAGACCAUCUGGAAGUGUAGAGGUCUUACAGCAUAUGAACAAAGGAAGUUUGAAUGUGCUAUUUUUCUGAGCCUCUUUUAAUAAAGAUUACAAGAUGGCAUAAAGCAAAGUUUAUUUGCUCAAGUGUUCAAUACAAUACAAAUCCAGUUAUUGUUUCUCUAUUCAAAAACUUGGGUUUUACCUCAGGACCAUAGUAAUAAGAAAGUAGUUUGAAU